UAGACUAAGUCGCAAGUGUAGCAUCAAGAUCAAGACCGCCGUCGUCGACCCCUUCCGACCUCAAGAAACCCACCAUGGCACGAGGACCCAAAAAACACUUGAAGCGCCUUGCUGCACCCUCUUCAUGGAUGCUUGACAAAUUGAGCGGAACUUAUGCUCCUCGUCCUUCUCCUGGUCCCCAUAAAUUACGCGAAUGCCUUCCUCUCACCAUUUUUCUUCGUAAUAGGUUGAAGUAUGCAUUGACUGGUCGCGAGGUUACUUCCAUCGUCAAACAACGUUUGAUCAAAGUUGAUGGUAAAGUCAGGACCGAUGCCACUUACCCUACUGGUUUCAUGGACACUAUUUCUAUUGAAAAGUCUGGCGAGCACUUCCGCUUGCUCUAUGACGUAAAGGGCCGUUUCACAAUUCAUCGGAUCACAGCCGAGGAAGCUUCCUACAAGCUUCUUAAGGUGCGCAAAGUCGCUCUUGGUGCUAAGGGCGUUCCCCAUGUCGUCACCCACGAUGGUCGUACAAUCCGUUACCCAGACCCUCUGAUCAAAGUCAAUGACACCAUCAAAUUUGACCUGGAACAGGGAAAAAUCAUCGACUUCGUUAAGUUUGACACUGGAAAUAUUGUCAUGAUCACUGGCGGGCGUAACAUGGGUCGUGCUGGAGUUAUCGUGCAUAGAGAGAAGCACAUCGGUGGUUUCGAUAUCGUGCACGUGAAAGACUCGCUGGACCGGACGUUUGCCACACGUAUCUCCAAUAUCUUCGUCAUCGGUGAAGGUACAAAACCAUGGAUAUCCCUACCCAAGGGUAAGGGUACCAAACUCACUAUUUCCGAGGAGAGAGAUGUCAGGAGGAGACAGCGAGCUGCUGAGCAAUAGGUCUAACGCUGUUCGCUUCAUCUUAGUAUUCAUGUAUCAUACCAUGCCAUGUAUGCUUUUUUCAUGAUGCUUUAAAAUGCUUACAUGAUGAUAGUGGCUGUAAAUCCACUACGGUCUAAUCAAAUGAUGAUUGAGCCUCGCUAAAUGCCCACGAUUAGUAUAGCAAACUACCAAUAGUCGAGUCCUCUAUACUCCACAAUGAUAUCUGAUGGCCUCUUCUUCUUCUCCACUUCCCAAUGCUGGACCCAUUUGUUUAUCUUAGCUCUCGAAGACUCACUACCAACGUUUACUGUUGCUAUUAUCUUUGCCCAAUCGAGUGAAAGUGCAAAACAUGUAAGCUCGAAAAAUGAGCUGUGCUCCGAGUAAGGGACGCCAUAUAGUUGAAUGACAUGGGAAGAUUUCUGCAUGGGUUUUAGAUUUGAGAAAGUGAAGGGUCGGUGUUGCGAGGCUGAUAUAACGGUAGAUAUCGGAGGACAUGGAUUACUGCCUACUGGAGCUGUAUAAGUCCACCCAGUGGGUCGGAAUCCAACAAUACGACAGUACGUUCCCUUGAAGCGUUCCAAAUAUAUCUUGAGCUUAUCGGAUACAAUCAUACCGAGAGGAAGCAGAUGGACUUUGCCUUCGAUGGGAUCAGAAGUUAACAUAUCAUGAAGCUCAGAAUCAUUUUGGCAGCGAAGGAUAGCAGCUUUUCGAGCGUCACAAUAAAUUUUUGUUUGAAGAACUCUUGCGAUAGCUUUAACAAUCCGCUCCUUGCCUAUGGAGUAAGUGCCAACUACCACCAAAACUCCUCCCUCUUUGAGAUGUUGAGUGGACUCGGGCUUGACGUGCGCUACCCAAUCAUCCAUGGUAGAUGUACCAUUUCCUUGCGAGCGGAAAGUACCAGACGAUGACUGUGAGCUAAUCUUUUGAGCGAGUUCUGCACAAGCAGAAAUGACGAGUGAUUGAGGGGGAAAGGUAUACUUUGGAUCGAGGUAAGUGGUAUCGAGAUAAACAUGAUCCAUCCUUUUAUUCUUCACCGAAGGGUGAAGCACGUGGCGAGGAGAUGCACGAAAAUCGCCGCAAUGAAGAUACCGAAAUGUUUUUGAUGAGCCUACAAAUCGGGACUUAUAUGCACUACCACCUGCAUCUACUGUCUGAAGUCCCUCGAAAAGGAACAGGCAGGAACCUGGGCAGUGAUUUGCUUCAAUCAAUGUAACAGAAACACCACCCGUAUUGGGUAUGAUUGUUGGUACAUCCAUGGGAAGGGGGUGUACCCAUCGAGGAUCAAUAGAGAGCAUGUGAGUAAUGAGCUUCGCAGUCACGU
Molecule: messenger RNA, 2169 nt
Organism: Serpula lacrymans var. lacrymans S7.9
Lineage: Eukaryota; Fungi; Basidiomycota; Agaricomycetes; Boletales; Serpulaceae
Exons: 9
Coding region: 75-866 (263 amino acids)
Biological process (GO): translation
Cellular component (GO): ribosome; cytosolic small ribosomal subunit
Molecular function (GO): RNA binding; structural constituent of ribosome
Source: RefSeq, a predicted model, not a curated record